Daldinia childiae is the source of this 1599-nucleotide messenger RNA. RefSeq lists its product as uncharacterized. Gene Ontology annotation, molecular function: transmembrane transporter activity. The transcript is spliced from 2 exons. Gene Ontology annotation, biological process: transmembrane transport. Gene Ontology annotation, cellular component: membrane. Lineage: Eukaryota; Fungi; Ascomycota; Sordariomycetes; Xylariales; Hypoxylaceae. The coding region runs from base 1 to 1599 and encodes 532 amino acids. The record is from RefSeq and is a predicted model, not a curated record.
AUGGCUGGGUCAUUAGAGGUUAAUAAUGGGAUAUUCGAUUCGACCCUCGAGACCCCUGAAGAUGGGAACUGUGAAGCCUUGACCAAAGUCGAUAUCGAGCGUCUCGGUCGUCAACGACCAGAAACUCUUGCCAACUGGGCCGCCGAGGCCGGCUUCGUUUUCGCCGUGGUCGCAUCGCUAUGUAUGAGCGAGUACUUUAUCAGUGGCUUCAAUAUCGUCUUGCCCGCAUUAGCCAACGCCUUAGAUAUCCCAGAGUCACAACGAACAUGGCCAGCUGGCGUGAUAAACUUAACCACUGCCGCCCUACUCCUGCCAUUUUCUCGACUUUGUGCUAUGUAUGGUGGCAGAAGUGUGUUUUUAGGUGGCCACGUUUGGCUCUUGAUCUGGUCUAUCGUCUGUGGCUUCAGCAAAAACGCUACUAUGUUGAUAGUAAGCCGUGCUAUGCAGGGCAUAGGCGCUUCUGCGUUUCUUCCAGCGGGUCUUGCUCUCCUUGGCCAGACGUAUCGGCCAGGCCCUCGCAAAAAUCUUAUUUUCAGCUUUUAUGGUGCAUCCGCCUGUGUAGGGUUCUAUUUCGGUAUCAUUAUCGGCGCCCUUACUGGACAACUAGCUGACUGGACCGUCUACUUCUGGGUCGGCUCUGGGUUCGUAUUCGCUGUCAUCGUUACCGGCUUCUUUACCAUCCCCCGAAACCUUGGCCAUAACGAUCCGGACGUAUGUAUGGAUUGGUGGGGGGUGUGUACAAUUGUGCCAGGAUUGGCACUUGUCGUCUACGCACUUACGGAUGGCGGAAAUGCGCCGGAUAGCUGGCGUACGCCUUAUAUUUACGUAACCUUCAUAGUCGGCGCCCUCUUGCUCUGCGCUGCGGUGUACGUUCAAGGCUGGGUUUCGGCACAGCCGUUACUUCCAGCUGAGAUAUUCCGACCGAAAUAUAUGAAGCGUAUCUCUUCCUUCAUAUUCUGCGGGUUCGGGGUAUUUUCGAUUUUCUUGUUCUAUGCUAGCUUUUAUAUCGAGGAAGUUCUUCACGCAACCCCUAUACAGACUGCCGUGUGGUUUAUACCACUAGCUCUAGGUGGUUUCAUACUCGCAAUUACAGGAGGGUUUGUUUUACACAUACUUUCGGGGCAUAUAUUACUGAUCGUUUCCGGUAUGGGCUAUGUGCUCUGUGUAUUGCUAUUCCCUCUCAUACCUGCGCAAGACGGUUCAAGUGGGAUGUCAACCAGCCAUCUUUAUUGGUCUUACAUAUUUCCUUCGAUGAUAUGUGGUACUAUUGGCAUCGACAUUACAUAUAAUGUGACUAACGUCUUUGUUACAACAUCAAUGGCCCGACGCCAUCAAGCUACUGCUGCUGGACUCAUCACGAGUCUCGGAUACCUCGGUAUGGCAUUUUGGCUCGGUGUCUCGGAACUAGCCAUCUCGACUUGGGCCCGGUAUCAUGCAGCAGAGAACCCCGAUCUACGUGAAAAAUAUCAAGUUGGGUUCUGGACAGGUGUCGGGGUGGCAGGUUUCACUCUAUGCUGCGCCGCGACUUCGAGGAUCGGCCGAGCGUCGGCCGAUUUAACAGCAGACGAGAAAUAUGAAUUAGAGCACAACGUAGCCUAG